AGCGGGAAGCGGGAAGCCGGCCCGGGCGCCGGUCUGCGCGCUCUCCCGGCUGAGCCCAGAGCUCCCUGCAGUGGUCACUCCGAAGCCACCAGGCGGCUCUCACCUCGGGUCCUUCACCACGUCCGCUUCUCAGACGCCCGGGCCCAGCCACCCGCGCGGCAGCUUCCCGGGGCCUGCCCGAGCAGGCCUGGCCUGCGAGCUGGGACAUGCCCGUCCCCCGAGGACAGCCGGCGGGUGAUGGCGACAGAGGCGGAGGGGCUGCAGCCCGCGGCAGCUGCCACCCCAGAUGCUGCCGCAGCCCAGGCGGCAGAGGCCGAGCCCGCCGCACCUCCUCUCCUGGCCGGGAACAGACUGAGCCUGGACCUGCAGCCCGGGGGCUGCCGGCGGCUCCUGCGCCUCUGUGCCCAGCCGGCCCCCGAGCUGCAGCAGGUGGAGUUCCUGCGGCUGAGCCCCCACCAGGACCCCAGGCUGCUGGAGGCCGCCCUGGCCCUGGUGCCCACUCACCUGCCCCGCCUCCGCUCCCUGGUCCUCACAGGAGGGCAGCGCCGGGACCCACUGGGUGCCUGCCUCCCGGGCACCCUGACCACACUGCCAGCCGCUCUGGGCGGCCUGGCCCGCCUGGCCCACCUGGACCUAAGCUUCAACAGCUUGCGGACGCUGCCGGCCUGCAUCCCACACAUGCGUGGCCUGGAUGCGCUGCUGGUCUCCUACAACCACCUCUCGGAGCUGCCUGAGGCUCUGGGCACCCUCUCUGCCCUCACCUUCCUCUCGGCCGCACACAACCAGCUCCAGGCACUGCCCACCACGCUGGGCGCGCUGACCAGCCUGCGGCGUCUCGACCUCUCGGGGAACCUGCUGGACGCCCUGCCCCCUGCCAUCUCAGGCCUCUGCAGCCUCUCUGAGCUGAACCUGGCGUCCAACGCACUGCAGGCCGUUCCCGCGUCCUUGGCUGGGCUGCGCUCCCUGCGGGUCCUCACCCUCCAUAGCAACCGUCUAACCUCCGUGCCCGCCAGCCUGGCGGGCCUCCCACUGCUGGCUCAGCUGGACCUGCGAGACAACCAGCUCCGAGAUGUGCCUGUCGAGCUACGGGACGCCCCCUUUGUGCAUCUGAAGGGCAACCCCUUGGGCGAGGCCUCCCCAGGCCUCCCGAGCCCCCCAGGGAGGCCCCUGGAGCCAGAAAUGCCCCGGCUGUCCCUGACCUCGGAUGUGGACAGCUUCCUGGUGACCCCCCGAGGCUGCUGUGUGACCCUGGCCAGUGGUGUCCGCCUACGGUUCCCAGCAGGGGCCACUGCGGCCCCUGUCACCAUCUACUACCAGCUGUGGCUGCCGGAGCCAGGCCUGGCCCCCCUGGGUCCCCACGACUCCCUGCUUAGCGGUGUCCUGGAGCUGCGGCCCCACGGGCUCGUCUUCCAGAAGGACGUGAGCCUGUGGCUGCGGGUCGUGCCCCCUCGGACCCGGCUGUGGCGUGAGGUGGUGGUCAGGACCUGGAGUGACAGCAGCUGGAGUGACCUGGAAACCCACCUGGAGAAGGAGGCACCCCAAUGGCUCUGGGCCCGCUGCCAGGUGCCCCACUUCUCAUGGUUCCUCGCAGUCCUGCGCCCCGUGUCUGAUGCCUGCCUGGUGCCACCGGAGGGGACGCUGCUGUGUUCCUCGGGCCAUCCCGGGGUCAAGGUCACCUUCCCCCCGGGGGCCACUCAGGAACCUCGCCGUGUGUCCAUGCAGGUGGUACACAUGGCUGGCCGGGAGCUGCGAGCCCUCCUGGGGGAACCCGAGGCAGCUGUGAGUCCCCUGCUGUGCCUGUCCCUCAGUGGCGGCUCUGCCUUCCUGCAGCCGGUCACUGUGCAGCUGCCUCUGCCGGCCGGGCUCACAGGCCUCAGUCUGGACCGCUCCCGCCUGCACCUGCUACACCUGGCCCCUCCCGCAGCCUCGUGGGACGACAUCACAGCGGGGGUGGGGCUGGAGCUCACCCACCUGUAUGCCCGCUUCCAGGUCACCCACUUCUCCUGGUACUGGCUGUGGUAUACCACCAAGACCUGUGUUGGGGAGCUGGCGCGCAAGGCCUGGGAGCGGUUGCGGCUCCACCGCGUGAACCUCAUCGCGCUGCAGCGACGCCGGGACCCUGAGCAGGUCCUCCUGCAGUGCCUGCCCCGGGACAAGGUGGACGCUGCCCUGAAGCGGCUGCUGGAUCGGUACCGCGGCCCAGAGCCCUCGGACACCGUGGAGCUGUUUGAGGGCGAGAAGUUCUUUGCAGCUUUCGAGCGGGGCAUUGAGGUGGACGCCGACCGGCCCGAUUGCGUGGGGGGCAGAGUCUGCUUUGUCUUCUACUCCCACCUCAAGAACGUGAAGGAGGUGUAUGUGACUACAGCCCUGGACCGCCGCGCUCAGGAUGUGCGGGGACAGGUGUCCUUCUACCGGGGCACAGUGCCCACCGAGGUCCCCGCGGAGGCUGAGGCCGCCCGGCGGAGGAAGGGUGCAGAUGACCUGUGGAUGGCUACCCUGCCCCUCAAACUGCCGAGGCUACGGGCAUCCACGAGGGCAGAGCAGGGUGCUGGACUCUCCCUGGCCCCUCUGAACCUGGGUGACGCGGAGACCGGCUUCUUGACCCAGAGCAACCUGCUGAGUGUGGCAGCUCGCCUGGGGCCCGACUGGCCCACCGUGGCCUUGCACCUGGGCCUCCCCCACCAGCAGCUGCAGCGCAUCCGCCACGCCUUCCGGGACGACCUGGAUGGGCAGAUCCGCCAUAUGCUCUUCUCCUGGGCUGAGUGCCAGGCUGGGCAGCCGGGGGCCGUGGGGCAGCUGCUGACGGCCCUGGAGCAGAGCGGCCGGCGGGACGUGGCAGAGGAGGUUCGGGCCAUCCUGGACCUUGGCCACAGCAAGUACCAGGACAGCAUCCGGCGCACAGGCCUGGCCGGGCAGGACCCCUCUCCAGCUGACCCCAGCCCUGCACCGGCUGCGGAGCCUGCCCAGGCCUAGGCUUGGCCACGUGGCCCUGGACUUGACCUGCUGGGGUAGGCGGGGCCCUCCAUGAAAGCCUUGGUGUUCUGUGUG
Ochotona princeps (American pika) is the source of this 3048-nucleotide messenger RNA. Its product is annotated as p53-induced death domain-containing protein 1-like. Lineage: Eukaryota; Metazoa; Chordata; Mammalia; Lagomorpha; Ochotonidae. Bases 238 to 2973 code for a protein of 911 amino acids. The transcript is spliced from 16 exons. Gene Ontology annotation, biological process: signal transduction; apoptotic process; DNA damage response. The record is from RefSeq and is a predicted model, not a curated record. Gene Ontology annotation, molecular function: protein binding.